Messenger RNA from Quercus lobata, 1603 nucleotides. RefSeq lists its product as uncharacterized. Bases 683 to 1051 code for a protein of 122 amino acids. The record is from RefSeq and is a predicted model, not a curated record. Lineage: Eukaryota; Viridiplantae; Streptophyta; Magnoliopsida; Fagales; Fagaceae. The transcript is spliced from 3 exons.
UCUCUCUCUCUCUCUUAAAAAUUAACAUAAUUAUGGGCUUGGAGUUGCACUUUUGUUUUGAUAUGGAAUCAACUAAUUAGCACCAAAAGGAAUGCAGCUGAGGUACACAGGAAUUAUACUAAAAAAUGAGCGGGUUAAAGAGACAGCUAGGAUUACCUCUUGCAAUACAGAGCAUCUCUUAUAAAAAUAAAAUAAAAUACAGAGCAUCUAAAAACUUAUGGAAAGAAAUAGGAGAGAACUCCAACCUGGAAAAGUAACCACAAAUAAAUUUAGUGGAAGUGCAUAAAAUGCACAUAAAAAUGCCUUACAUGAAACUCACACUGCUUGAGUUGGAAUAACAAUCCUUGCAUAAAAACACAAGAUGCAUUUCUUGGAUCAUAUUUUUGGCCAUCCCUAAUUGGGUGCUAAUAUGUACAAAUAUUGUUUGAUUAUCGGAUCUGUGAAACCACGGAUCUGAUAACAAGUAUGACAUGUACUCUUGUUUGAGAUUCAGGCUUUACAAUCUGUUUGAUUAGUUUCUCGAGCGAAAAGAUUUGGGAUGUUUUCUAUAUUCCCUUAGAAUAAAAGAGAAGAAUAGAUUUUGCUUUUCUGGCAAAAUUUUGAGCAUUGAUUUUUUUGGUAGGUCAUCUUCCAAACAAUACAAAUGAGCAGUAAGUUCAUAUUGACCCCUUUUCAUCCAUGAAUGGAAUCUCUCGCUUCUGUGAAACUGAGUAUCCCUGGGGGAAGAUGGAAACUAGCUUCCCAUGAUACAAGAUUCUUCCUUACAGUACUACGUCUAGAUUGGUAUUUUGUGGGGUUUGUCCACCUUAGUGAUUCAUUGUUUGUGGAAAUUGAAAUUGGGCAGUCGGUGGUUGUGGAUGAUCCUGAUGGGCCUUUCACUGUCAAGGCUUUUGAUGCCAACCACUGCCCUGCUAAAUACAGAUUUGAGGUCCCUACUGGAAGCAGAAGAAUAAACAGUAUGUUCAUCUGUAACAACAUAUCUGUGGUCUCAGGUGAUGAAGAUGUACCACUAAAUUGUAUCCUUAACUGUUUUGCUAGUUCCAUUCCUUGAAUUAGUUCACUAAUCAGUGUCUUUUGCUCCCAGCUCCAACCAUUCUCCAUCUUUUAUAAUGCUGUCAAUAGGGACUACAAGGACAAGCAAUAGUCUAUACAGUGUAGAAGUGAUCUGCUAGCACAUUUGAUUUCUGAGUAAGCUUAUUGAUAAGUGUUUUGCUAGUUGAUACCAGAAACAAUGACUAGCAUGCUUCUAGAUUGGAUACGUGUUGUCAAUAAGCAAAAGCUUUCCACUAAAAGUAGAAGCCAGAGGAACAUGGAAGAUCCAAAUGGUGAAAGAUAAGAGUGGCGUAAAGAGUAGCUUUGUUUGAUGCUGUAUGCUGAGAGAGUAGAGAGAGAAGCUCUAAGUUAUUGCAUUUGAAGGAGUCAGUGAAGCCCUUGCAUUUAUAGGAAGCACUUUUGGGUUGAGAAAAAUAUUUAACUGUCAUAUCAAAGCCUAAAAGCAUUCUCUAUGGACUUUGAUUCUAGUUGUGAUUUAAUUUAGUAUAUGAGAAAACAUGCGGCCAGGAGCUGGCGUAAAAGGACAGAUUUACGCCACCAAUCAAUGUUU